UCAACAAGGGUAAUAACAAGGAUUUAAUAUUUGAACUAAUUUGAGGAAAAUACGUGUUAUCGGGUUUAUCAUGGAGUAUGUGGUUGUAAAUGCGUCAAGUUUUAAUGAAAUUUGCCGUGUUUGUAUGAAAAAUUCGGAUAAUUUUCUGUCAAUAUCUGAAUUAAAGAUAAUAGAUAUGAUGAUAUCGUGUACAUCAGUACAUAUUGAACAAAAUGAUGAUUUACCAAAACAAAUUUGUAACGCGUGUUAUAAUCAAUUAGAAAAUGCAUUUAAUUUCAAACAAUUAUGUGAACACUCUGACAAUACAUUUCGUCAAAUAAUAGAACAAUGUCAAGUAAUAAAAAUUGAAGUUGAAGAAAAUGAAAAUGUUAAAUUAGAAGAUAAUGAACAUGAAAAUAUUAAACUAGAAGGUAAAGAAUUCGAAAAUAAUGAAAUAAUAAUAAAACCAGAAAUUGUACAAGAAUUCGAAGACGAAGAAGAGUUCCAAUGUGUUAAUAAAACUUCAAGCACAAUAGAAAAUUUUGUUACCAAAUCAUUAGACAAUCCUAUUACAGUACAAAAUUUAUCAAAUAAUUGUGAAUAUAAUGUUUUUAAUUCACACUUUAUGGAUACAAAUGAAAAAGAAAAAACUGUAGGUAAUCAAUAUCAAAAUGAAAACACAAAAAUUAAAGAUAAUCAAUAUGUAUGUGAGUUAUGUAAUAGUAAAUUUGAUAAAGUAUGGUAUUUAGGAUAUCAUAUGCGACGUGCACACGGUGCUACAGGAAUACGUUGCAGUCAUUGUGCAUUAGUAUGUUAUCAUCCGUUACAUUUAAUAACUCAUGUAAACUCACAUGUUCCACCAACUCCAUCGGUUAAACAAAAAUACAAAUGUGAUACAUGUAAACAAUUAUUUAAUACUGUAAUACAAUUAACAAAACAUCAGAGAACGCAUAAGAAAUCUUAUCCAUGCAGAGUCUGUGAUGAUAAAUUUGAUAAUAAACCAGCAUUAAAUUUACAUACAAAAAUUUUACAUAAUGUAUUGAAUAGAGAAGAAAAUCAAUCGUACUAUCAAUGUACAAUUUGUAAUGAAGAAUUUGAAUAUAAAGCAUCAUUGAAUUUGCAUGUUCAAGUUAUACAUCUUAACAAAGAGUCAAUUCAAAAGGAAGCAACACCCAAAGCUAAAAAGUGGUUUAAAUGUUGUGAUUGUAGUCGGAAAUUUUCGAAACAUAUACAUUUACGAAAACAUAUGAAAAAGGAUCAUUCAAAUUGGAAUCGACGCGAAACUUCUUAAAUUUAAACAGCAUUAAUGGUAUUAUUUAAUACACAGUAGAGCUUGGACAAUCGCUGGAGUUUCAUAAUAUCAGUAUAAGCUAUUAAAGUUUAAAAACGGGUUUUUAAAUAUUUUUCAA
Chrysoperla carnea is the source of this 1388-nucleotide messenger RNA. RefSeq names its product RB-associated KRAB zinc finger protein-like. Bases 71 to 1270 code for a protein of 399 amino acids. Gene Ontology annotation, biological process: regulation of DNA-templated transcription. Lineage: Eukaryota; Metazoa; Arthropoda; Insecta; Neuroptera; Chrysopidae. The transcript is spliced from 2 exons. Gene Ontology annotation, molecular function: DNA-binding transcription factor activity, RNA polymerase II-specific; RNA polymerase II cis-regulatory region sequence-specific DNA binding; zinc ion binding. The record is from RefSeq and is a predicted model, not a curated record. Gene Ontology annotation, cellular component: nucleus.